Drosophila melanogaster (fruit fly) is the source of this 2755-nucleotide messenger RNA. It is a transcript of the gene Stt3A, whose product is annotated as catalytic subunit 3A of the oligosaccharyltransferase complex. NCBI's taxonomy places the organism in Eukaryota, Metazoa, Arthropoda, Insecta, Diptera, Drosophilidae. Gene Ontology annotation, biological process: glycoprotein biosynthetic process. The transcript has 6 exons. The record is from RefSeq and is marked reviewed. Bases 228 to 2369 code for a protein of 713 amino acids. Gene Ontology annotation, molecular function: oligosaccharyl transferase activity; dolichyl-diphosphooligosaccharide-protein glycotransferase activity. Gene Ontology annotation, cellular component: endoplasmic reticulum membrane; membrane.
GAUAGCACUCUCCGCUCUUUGCCACGAAUUGCAAGUUUGCGAUCCCGUCGCAUUCAAGUUUCAGCCAUUGUUUUGUGCAAAAAGCUAAGUAAUAGUGCUUCGGUGGGGCAAAACAAGUAAUCCUGGACAUCCGGAAUUCAGUCAACAACUCGCACCGGUGACUUAGGGACUCUUGCAUCGAAUUAAGCAGCGCCGAAAAAAAGCCGGCAGGCGGAAGAGCAAGGAAAAUGACGCUGGACGUGGGCGGCGUCGCCAGGGGACUGCUCACCUGGGACAAACAGGAGCACCUGGUCAAGCUGGCCAUUCUCAUCCUGGCAGCGGUUUUAUCAUUUGCCACACGCUUGUUCUCUGUGCUGCGAUUCGAAAGCGUAAUCCAUGAGUUCGAUCCGUACUUCAACUACCGCACCACGCGGUUUCUGGCGGAGCAGGGCUUUUACAAGUUCCACAACUGGUUCGAUGACCGCGCCUGGUAUCCCCUGGGCCGCAUCAUCGGCGGCACCAUCUAUCCCGGGCUGAUGCUCACCUCGGCGGCCCUGUACCGCCUGAUGUGGCUGCUCAAUGUGACCAUCGACAUACGGAACGUGUGCGUCUUCCUGGCGCCCUUCUUCUCCUCGCUGACCACGCUGGUGACCUACGCCCUCACAAAGGAGAUACACAGCACUGGAGCUGGACUGGUGGCCGCCGCUUUGAUAUCCAUCGUUCCCGGGUAUAUCUCUCGAUCCGUGGCGGGAUCGUACGACAAUGAAGGCAUCGCCAUUUUCUGCAUGCUCUUCACCUACUAUUUGUGGAUCAAGGCGGUAAAGACGGGCACGAUCUUUUGGUCGGCUAUGUCGGCAUUGGCCUACUUCUAUAUGGUCUCCUCGUGGGGUGGCUAUGUCUUCCUGAUUAACCUAAUCCCGCUGCACGUGCUGGCGCUGAUGAUCACCGGACGUUUCUCGCACAGGAUCUACAUAGCAUACAGCACGCUAUACUGCGUCGGCACCAUUCUGUCGAUGCAGAUCUCGUUUGUGGGAUUCCAACCCAUCCAGAGCUCCGAACACAUGCUGGCACUGGGAACCUUUGGCCUGUGCCAGAUUCACGCUUUCGUCGACUAUCUGCGCUCGCGCAUUCCCAAGGAUCACUUCGAUCUGCUCUUCAAGACGUUGGUUUCCAGUGUUUUGACUGUGGUGUUCGUCGUGGGUACCCUGCUCACGCUUACCGGGAAAGUCUCCCCCUGGACCGGCAGAUUUUACUCGCUACUAGAUCCAUCCUAUGCCAAGAAUCACAUUCCAAUCAUCGCCUCCGUAUCGGAGCAUCAGCCUACAUCCUGGUCGUCUUUCUAUUUUGAUCUGCAGAUCCUGGUCUUCCUCUUUCCCGCUGGCCUUUAUUUCUGCUUUUCCAAGCUGACGGACUCGAACAUCUUUAUUAUUUUGUAUGGCGUCACCAGUAUUUAUUUCGCCGGAGUGAUGGUGCGUCUAAUGCUGGUCCUGGCGCCCGUGAUGUGUGUGCUAUCCGGAAUUGCCAUUUCGCAUCUGCUGGCCAAGUAUAUCAAGAGCGUUGAUGCCGGAAGCUCAUCGAAGCAGGGAGUAGAAAGCAAGCGGCAGCACAAGAAGCUGGAACAGCAGACGGGAGGCGUGAAGAGCGAGGUGGCCAUUGGAUUCGUGGGUGUCAUCACUCUGAUGCUUAUAGUGUACACGCUGCACUGCACCUGGGUCACCUCGGAGGCCUACUCCUCGCCCAGUAUUGUGUUGAGUGCCAGGUCGCACGAUGGCGGCCGCAUCAUUUUCGAUGACUUCCGCGAGGCCUACUACUGGCUGCAGAUGAACACUCCGGAGGACGCUCGCAUAAUGUCCUGGUGGGACUACGGCUACCAGAUAACGGCCAUGGCCAAUCGGACGAUAUUGGUGGAUAACAAUACUUGGAACAACACACAUAUAUCGCGCGUUGGCCAGGCGAUGGCCUCUUCGGAGGAGAAAGCCUACGAGAUAAUGAGGGAACUGGAUGUGGACUACGUUCUCGUGAUUUUCGGAGGGCUCACUGGCUACUCAUCGGACGAUAUCAACAAGUUCCUGUGGAUGGUGCGCAUUGGCGGCAGCACGGAUCGUGGUGCGCACAUCCGCGAAAAGGACUACUAUGCGGCCAACGGAGAGUUCCGAGUGGACAAGGAGGGCUCACCCACACUGCUCAAUUGUUUGAUGUACAAGAUGUGCUACUAUCGCUUUGGGCAAAUGUACACGGAAGGUGGCAAAGCCCAGGGCUACGAUCGAGUUCGUGCCGCCGAGAUCGGCAACAAGGACUUUGAACUGGAUGUCAUGGAGGAGGCGUACACCACGGAGCACUGGCUGGUGCGCAUCUACAAGGUUAAGGAUCUGCCGAAUCGUGGAGUCUGAGAAAUAAGUGUCGCAGUCAUUCCGCUCUAUUCUGUGUUCUGUACAUUAGCUAACUCUGCCCGUCUCCCUCUAUCUCGAAUAUUUGGCAAUCUCUCUCGCUCUAUGAGCACCAAUUGCUGCAUUCUCCUGCUUUGCCCAUCAUGCAUUUAGUUCUACACUGGCACAAAACCACAAAAACCAAGUAUUUUUUUUGUUUUUAUAUUUUUACAAAUGUCUCAAGUGUACCAGAUGCGUCUGGCUUCUUAAGCAAGAAAGGAGCAUGUAAGCGAAUCGAACGAAAUAUAUAUAUGUGGAGAAAAACUAUCAUAAUCAUUGAAGUUUUAUUGGCGUUGCAAGUGGGGAGCACAGUUCACGUAGUAACGAAUUCACAUAGUAUCUACUCGUAC